Molecule: messenger RNA, 1670 nt
Organism: Oryzias melastigma (Indian medaka)
Lineage: Eukaryota; Metazoa; Chordata; Actinopteri; Beloniformes; Adrianichthyidae
Gene: spo11
Product: SPO11 initiator of meiotic double stranded breaks
Exons: 13
Coding region: 239-1483 (414 amino acids)
Biological process (GO): meiotic DNA double-strand break formation; reciprocal meiotic recombination; meiotic DNA double-strand break processing
Cellular component (GO): nuclear chromosome
Molecular function (GO): DNA topoisomerase type II (double strand cut, ATP-hydrolyzing) activity; DNA binding; ATP binding
Source: RefSeq, a predicted model, not a curated record
AUGAAUACAAUAAAACAAAUGUGGCCACUUUAUGAUCAUUUCUCUGACAAAUGAACUAGAAUUAAUUUUAUAUUCGCUUAGAGGGGUUUUCAUUAAAGAUGUGCAUAAUGAAUCUAAAAGUGUUUUCUCAAAAUUGCAUAUUUUUUAAACAAUUUUGUUUUAAAUAAUCGGAAUAUAACUAUGUAAUGAUUUAUUUUUUUUUCAUUAUUAUUUUUUGCGUAUAGAAUAAUGUCAGCAAAUGGGAGCAAGGCGGGAAGUUACAACAGGAGGCAUUCUGGGAAAAAAGAAAGAAAAAAAAACAAGCAGGGUGAUGGAGUCCUACGGUACACAAUUUUUCUCACAAAUCGACAAGCUUCGUGAUCAGCUUUUGAUCAGUAUCGAUGGGGUGACAGAUAGAGAAUGUGUUGAAGAGGAACUCAGUCCGCGAGAAAUUCUGACUCGCAUUGAAAGCGUCAUUUUGGGAAUAGUGGACAGUCUGUCCAAAAAUGAGGCCCCUGUCCUGCUGCUGCCCAACAGGUCAAGCUGGUCCAAUGUCGAUUUUGACAGUGGGAUGGGGCUUCAGAUGAGCUCAGAACAUUCUGUCACCAAUGUAAGAAGCAACUGUCCUUCAUCUGUCACAAGAUUUGCUCAGAUUCUCAAGAUUCUCUCGGUCAUUUACAGGCUCGUGCAGGGCAACUCUUAUGCUACAAAGAGAGAUGUAUAUUACAACAACACUCAGCUGUUCGGAUCUCAGAGAAGUGUGGACAUUAUAGUAGAUGACAUCUCCUGCAUGCUGAAAGUUUCUCGGAGGGCCUUGCAUGUGUUGGCCACAUCCAAAGGCUUAAUUGCCGGGGAUCUCUGCUACUUGGAAGAAGACGGCACCAGGAUCGACUGCCGCUCCAGCUCUGCUGCCGUUUCAGUUUCGUCAAACAUCUACGGCAUUAGAAACAUUGUGUCAUCAGCCAAAUUUGUCCUGAUAGUCGAGAAGGACGCAACCUUCCAGAGGCUGUUAAACGACGACUUCUGCGCAAAGCUCUCUCCUUGCAUCAUGAUCACAGGUAAAGGAGUGCCGGAUGUCAACAGCCGGCUGAUGGUGAAAAAGCUGUGGGACACGUUGCAGAUUCCCAUCUUCGCCCUGGUGGAUGCGGACCCUCAUGGGUUUGAGAUCAUGUGUAUCUACAAAUAUGGAUCAGUGGCCAUGUCGUUCGAGGCCCACAGUCUGACUGUUCCCAGCGUUAUGUGGCUAGGCCUCCUCCCCUCCGACUUACAGAGGUUGAGGGUUCCCAAAAGUUCCUUACUUCCCCUCGCCAGGACAGAUGAGAGCAAACUCAGCAGCCUUCUGAAGCGCCCCUACUUAGCCAGCCACCCAGAAUGGCAGAAAGAAUUGGAGCUGAUGCAGCAGAGUAAAGUAAAAGCUGAAAUCCAGUCUCUGGCAGAUAUUUCUCCUGACUUUCUCACAAGCAUCUACCUGCCCAAUAAGCUGCGCUAUGGAGGAUGGUUAUGAGUGCAAUGCUGCCACCUAAUGGAGUGUCAACGAAGGUGCAAAAGUUGAUUUUGAAAGUAGAUUUAUAAAUCAGACCUUCUUGGGUUUUCUGGAAACUGAUGCAUAUAAUUCUGUUGUUUUGAGUAUUUGUUAUUGGUAUCGACUGUUGGAAGUAUUGAAAAUAAAUACAGAAUUGUUUAAAUACUGA